Zootoca vivipara (common lizard) is the source of this 18590-nucleotide messenger RNA. RefSeq names its product adrenoceptor alpha 1A (gene ADRA1A). The record is from RefSeq and is a predicted model, not a curated record. Gene Ontology annotation, molecular function: alpha1-adrenergic receptor activity. Lineage: Eukaryota; Metazoa; Chordata; Lepidosauria; Squamata; Lacertidae. Gene Ontology annotation, cellular component: plasma membrane. Gene Ontology annotation, biological process: regulation of cardiac muscle contraction; phospholipase C-activating G protein-coupled receptor signaling pathway; positive regulation of MAPK cascade.
AGAGGGAGGGAGAGUCAGCAGAAAGAGACGUUGACAACUGUCAAAUGUGCUCUUUACUAUGCUGCAAUACGGUAAGAGACGGGAGAUUACGGUAAAAUCGAACGGGAUACUACACAGCCAGCUGCAUCCGCUCAGCAGCCGUGAAGUUGCUGCUUCUCCUUGACAGUGUAAAAAGCGGAGUAUUAUUCAGCUGGGAGGAAGGGGGGGGGGUCACGAAGCUGGCAUCCAUCCCCUCUCAGCCAUUGGGACAGAGGGAAUAAGUGUAAAUGUGAGUCACCAAAAUACAUUGGGGGGGGGGUUGUAGAGAGUGCUUGCAUGGUUUGGUUUUGCUUCCAAGCAGAAUGUCCCACUGUGUGCUCGAGAUGUCUGCCUGCCACCCUCCUCCCUCACGCGCUCUGCAACAGGAGGUCUGCAGCCCUUCAACUUGAAGCGAAAGGAGAAGCGCAGACAGCUGCUUGAAGAAGGUGGUCGGAUCCAGAGACCCGCGUUCCCCGUUUGCAUCUUCCAGCUGCUUUUUUCCCAGGAGUUAGCAUAUCUAUCCUGCAAGGAGCACAAGAAGAAGAAGUCCCUGUUUGGACCUAUGACCAAGAUUUGUUAAUAAGCCUACAUCCUGGAGGCAGUUGCACAAUGCUGAGAAUCUUACGGCUUCAGCAAACUUUGUUCCACAUCUCAAGAUUGUGAUGCACAUCUCUGAUGAUAACAAAAGCAAAGCUUAAUUGGAAACAUCCUUGUGGUCUUCCACUAUUCCAACUUUAAACAUAUUUGAAAAUCAAGUAUGAUAAAGACCCAAAUAAAUGGGAGAAAAGAGCAUGUUCCUGCCAUUUGUGUCUAAUGAGACAAAUUUAAAUGGACACACUUCAGAUGUUGAUGGCCUUUCCACGAACUCAGACAUUUUCCUUUGCUACAAACCCAAACAUUUUUCCUUGCUUAGUAGCAUAAAGCAUUCUGUAACCUGAUGGCUCUUUUUUUAACAACCCAACAGAAACUUGGAAAUAGAUCUUUGACCCCUUCUGCAAUACUGUGUCAUCAAGCAUCCCACAAGGUCCAGAGAACACCAAGGAGAGUGUCCUAAAGAGAGUCUUCCAAAUUGCAGCAGCAUUUUUUAUUUGGCCUAACUGAAACAGAUGCCAAGGAAUAAAUGUGGAUUUUCAAAUAAGUUUCCCAGUCUGGGGUGUCCUUCCAGGUUCUGCAUUUAUAAAGCAAGAACCACAUUUCCAGAUAGUUUUUUUAAUCAACAAUGUGGAAAUAAAGCUUCUUGCAACACUACCAAAUAUUUGUUCUUCGCUCUUUCAAAGAAAGGGCAGAGUGAAUCACAAACAACACUGGAUGAACAUUAACCAGUAUUGAUAUAAUGGCUUUGAACUCUGAGAACAUCUCUGCGUCUGACUGCUUCAACUGCACCCAGCCGGUAGAGGGAGUAAACAUUUCAAAAGCCAUAUUAUUAGGUGUUAUCUUGGGGGGGCUGAUUGUUUUUGGAGUCCUGGGUAACAUUUUGGUUAUCCUGUCAGUAGCCUGCCACAAGCACCUGCAAAGCGUAACUCACUAUUACAUUAUCAACUUGGCUGUGGCCGACCUCCUAUUGACUUCUACCGUCCUCCCUUUCUCUGCUAUUUUUGAGAUUUUGGGGUAUUGGGUUUUUGGGAGGAUCUUCUGCAACAUCUGGGCAGCUGUGGAUGUUCUAUGCUGCACAGCUUCCAUCAUGAGCCUUUGUGUCAUCUCUAUAGACCGAUACAUUGGGGUGAGCUACCCGCUAAGAUAUCCAGCCAUAGUGACUGAAAAGAGGGGCCUCCUAGCCCUGCUGUGUGUCUGGGUACUGUCCCUUGUGAUAUCAAUAGGGCCCCUCUUUGGCUGGAAACAGCCAGCUCCAGAAGAUGAAACCAUCUGCCAGAUCAAUACUGACCCUGGUUACGUAUUAUUCUCUGCUCUGGGCUCCUUCUACCUCCCCUUGAUCAUCAUACUGGCAAUGUACUGCCAGGUGUAUGUGGUGGCAAAAAGGGAAAGCAAAGGACUGUCUUGUGGCCUGAAAACAGAGAGGUCCCAAUCGGAGGAAGUGACUCUUCGCAUCCACCGCAGAACCAUCACAGAAACCACUGGAUCAACACCCAGCACCAAGCACAAAUCCAAUUUUUCCGUGAGGCUCCUGAAGUUCUCCAGGGAAAAGAAAGCAGCUAAAAGCCUGGGAAUUGUUGUGGGGUGCUUCAUCCUCUGCUGGCUUCCUUUCUUUAUAAUCAUGCCCAUUGGUUCUUUCUUUCCCGAGAGCAAGCCCUCAGAGACCAUUUUUAAAAUCGCAUUUUGGCUGGGAUACCUGAACAGCUGCAUCAACCCCAUCAUUUACCCUUGUUCAAGUCAAGAGUUUAAAAAGGCAUUCCAAAACGUUCUAAGGGCCCAGUGCCUCCCACCACGGAGGUACUCAGCCAACAAAUAUUCCCUUAGCUUCAACCUCAAUCAUGCAAGCAACCACGUCGCCGAAGCACCAAAAGACGUUGUCCGCAUCCCUGUCGGCUCCGGAGAAACCUUCUAUAAGAUUUCCAAAUCGGACGGUGUCUGCGAGUGGAAACUCUUCUCGGCCAUGCAGAGUGUGUCCACCAAGAGCACAGCCUCAAGGGAUAAGGCCAGCUGUGUGACAGCCAAAGUCAAGAGCAAAGGUUUCCUGCAGGUAUGCUGCUGUGCAAGAACAUCAGGGGAAAACAUUGCAAAGGACCAGAGAGUGCCCACCAUUAAGAUACACACUGUCUCUGUCAGCGAUAAUGGAGAGGAUAUUUAGAGGCAUCCAUCAUUCUGGUGGGACCAGAAGAGGUUUACAUGCAGUACUUCAAUAUGGGCAACCUAAGGAGGGGGCUGCUUUUUAUGGAGUAGUACAGAAUGCCGGCAAUGGAAUGAUGCUAAAGUAGAACAAAGCACGUGAGCUUCGACUGAAUCCAAGUUAUUGAGGGAAUCUAAGGCAAGGUGAUUUAAAUCCCAUUGAAAUCUGUGGGGUUCAGAAAUGGGACCACUUGAGGCUGGACUUCUUCAAGCGAUUCUGCUAUUAUUUCCUUGCUAUUUUCAAGGCUCUGUGGUUCAGUUAGUUUUAUUUACAAUUGUUUAGCCAUUGCAUUCUUCACUUGGGGGUGGGGGUGGAGAAAAGUGUUGUGGCGUAUCCUACAAUAGAAAUCUAUGAAUAUCUGUUAUUAUUUUCAACACAGGAACUUCUUUCUGGCUCUCAGCUUUUAUGUUGUGGAGUAACUUCAUACACCUAAAGGGGGAAUUUGACAAGGCAGAACCAUGAGUUAAUUGGAGAAAUGUGAUGGUCUUUUAAGUUGACUCCUUUCUUUUUGUUGAUUCCAGUCCUGUGAAACUUCGGACCAUAUAGCUUAAAAGACACCAAAAGGGUAAGGGUGGGGGACUUCAGUCCCAGGAGGAGAAAGCAACCCCCUAGGCCUCUCUAACCAGCCUUUGAGGCUCUUCCAGUGGUACAUCCCUUCACCCGGGCCUCUAGUUGGCCCUGCUCCAUACAUCCCUUAAUUGUUUUUGCCAGGCUGGAAUAUGUCAUUGAACUGUGAUAAUGCCUUUUGCUUGCCUGGAUGGAGAGGUCUGGGGACAGGGGACCUCUGCCCUUUAUAUGGCUGGAAUAUAGUCUACUGCACAAAGACAAGGCACAGCCAUUGCUCCCUCCACUUUUGCCUCUGGCCCUGCCCACUACUGGCAUGUGGCCACUGGAAGGUUGUCCAUGGAGAAAUGCAGCCCCCGAGCUUUCCCACCUUUGCAAUAGGGAGUACACAGCUCAGAAAUGGCCCUGAUUCUGCACUUGGCAACAACAGUUCAGAAGCUUGUGUUCCCUUCAUAUGGAUGGCAGACUUGCUGAGAACUGCUUCUUCAUUCCAUGUGGUCAAAAUGUGGGAGGGGAAACACUACAAUCACAUAGGCAAUGAAAUCUUAUGGGCGUUUAUGAUAACAAAUCAUGACGCUCCCUCCUUCUGGGGUGCUAAUCAAGUGGACUAAUCCAUAUGAUUAGUUCUGCCCAUGUAGUUAUAAUAUUCACUCACAGGACAUCAUCAAAGAGAAGCAGCUCCCACAAUUUGUGGUGAUGUGAAGUGGGCCUUAUUCCCUCUCCCCCUCAUAGGGACCAUUUCCUUAUCCCAAGAGCAUUUGCAAAAAUCUCUGUGUAUCAUUUUGAAGCUUCACCUUCUCUGUGUUCCUCUUUGUUGCCUGCCUUGUACUGUAGUACAUUCGUUUUUUUGAAGUGCAGGAUGUAAUGGUGGAAAAUAUUCAGUAGCAAAAGAAUGUAUCUUUGUCGUAAUAAUGAUGCCAAGAAACUGCCCUCUGAGUUUGUGGGGCAAUUUCCAGCCCCUUCACCAACACCAGUUGCCUUUCCUUCGUACUUUUUGACUCCAUCCCGUCCCAUGGGCCACACCUGUUCCUUCAAUAGCCUACCUCUACAGACUUUAGGUCAUUCAAUCCCUUUUGCUUCCUUUUGGCAUUUCCAACCAUUAUUGUUGUCAUACACACAUGUGCAAUAGGAAAUAAUUGGAAACUGUGGAGAUUCAUAUUCUGCAACACUGGAGGCUAGUCCAUUAAAGAGAACGGGGCACUUCCCUCAGCCAGCCCCUACCUGCCUGACUUCUUACAUACAACCACCCCAAGGGGAGGCCUGUGCUGUUAGGUCCCUCUUUAGUCCCUGCAGACUUCAGCAGGGGGGGGGGGGAGAUGGAGACAAAACCAGAAUUAGUUGGCUCUGCCUUUCACUGCUCUGGCUCCGUGUACUGUUGGCCUCCCUGCCUUCCACCCUACCAGUCCAAAUUGGCACUAGCCAGCACAGCACUGCAAGGCAACCUUAUCACAUGCAGAAUUGUGGAGCAGCAGGAUUUACUAAGGCACCAAUGAACGAGAGGAUCAGAUCCAUGUGAUGUGGUUUAUUCAAUAUGGGGGUGCUUGUUGAACUAUUGAUGAGACUAGGGUUUAAGGCAGCCUUUGCCACAAGUCAGCAUCCAAAGAUUCAAUCUUUUUAAAUCAUGUCUUGUGCUGGAGAUUGGAGAACAUGGUUAUUUGGAGCCAUCUCAAGGAAACAGAAGAGAAAAUGCAUGAAACACUGAUUCUGUAAGAUUCAGAGCCUGUCCACAUUUCUGUUUGUCCUGUGCCUAGAAAACAUGAGUCCAGGAGAAUUUCCACUUGUCUCAUAUUUCUAGGUACUGGUCCAAGCAGUUUUCUGUUUGUCUCACUGCAUUCCCUGGGAAAACCCAUCCUUUACUGCCAAAUUGAAGCAAACUUAAAUCUACACUAACCUUGAUUGACAUUUGCUCUGAUUCAGGUAGGUAGCUUAGAUCAGGUUUGAUGGUGUCACAAAGAAGCUUCUAUUCCCCCCUCCCCCCCCCCCCCGCCCCCAGGAUGCAUCUUUACUACAGGGUCGAUUUAAUUUAUGUUUUCCUGCCAAAAAAAAAAACUGUUCAAACUGGUUUCUUAGAUCCUUUCUUGGUCCUGGAUUUCAUAGAGUACCCUAGGGAAAAGGGAUUGAAUUUAAACAAGUUCAUGUAUGCUGUAUAACUGUGCCCAUAGGGAUUUUUUUCAAUUGACUUUGGCUAAAUUAAAUUGCUUUUUGUGGGAUUACCAAAAUAUAAAUCAAUCCCCUGCAACAAGGAUGAAGCAAUUUAUCUUUCAACUGUUGACGUCAAUGAGAGUAUUUUACAUUAAUAUUUUUUUUUUAAAAAAAAACCAUGUUCCCUCAUUAAACCAGAUUACCUGAAUUUGGAUAAUCAGAAACCUAAACAAACAGGAAUGAAUAGCAGUCGCACAAUGCGUAAUUCUGAAUAACUUUUAAUUUGUCCAUUGAGCUCUAUAUAAGCAAGAGCUUCCUACACUAGGUCCAGCAUUGGGAAAUGUCCCCCAUGUCAUUGGAACUGUGGAACUGAGGGUAAUGGGGACUCCUUUGCUGCUAGCUGGACUCUAAGCUGAUACACAUAUACAUGAUUUAUUGCUUGAUGACCAAGUGGGUGAAGGGGCCAUUUCAGAUCAAAUGUCACACCAGAACUUCUAAACCAUUUAAAAUGCAUUGGAAAGGAUCCAGAUUCAAGCACUAGACAUGUGUCUACUCACAUGUAGAGAGCUUGCAUGUAGCAACAGAAAUGGGGCCAUACUUACAGCAACAGAAAUGGGGCCAUACUGAAUUCCCAUCACAUGUGUUGAUAUUAGCCCUAUUAAAAUCAGUAGGACAAGUUGCUCAUCAUGAUGGCCUUAAGUCCAAUUGAUUCUGAUAGUACUAAAGCAAGGCUAACUUAAUAUAGAUUUAAGCCAAUGCCUUUAAGUGAAGUCAUCUCACAUGUUCAGCUGCCAGUCAUCAUGUUAGACAAAUAAAACACUGAAAAGGCAUGUCUGCAUUAUCUAGGGCUGCCAUACGUCUGGAAUUUCCUGGACAUAGCCAGGAUUUGUCUGUCAAAAACGGUGUCCGGGUAGAAUUUUUGGAAAGCAGCAAAAAUGUUCUGGGAAGCCCGGGCAUAUGGCAGCCCAUAUCAGAAGUGUAGAGUUUUUUGACAAUUUUCCUUAAAAAAAGAGGUUAAAAAUCAUUUAUUUAUUUACUGAGAUUUUGCAACAACAACAACAACAAAAAGCUGAACAACUUUUGUGUCUGGGCUUUCACUUUUUGAACUAUGACAACCCUAGCACAACUUCAGUCUAUAUAUUGGACCAGGAAUCUUAUGUUUAUUUUUUUAAAAAAAAAAUCUACAGAUUUUGGGUUGCCAAAGUUUGCUUUCUCUCUGGAGAGCCUAACAUGAAAAGCUUUUCAGAUAACCUCUCUUCAAACCAUGCCAGUGUCAUUCAAAGAUUCACAAGACCAUACAUAUUUAUAACAGCUUUUCCCAUUUUGUUAGGGACAUCGAGAGGCCUAACAAUAUGGCUGUCAUUUUCCUCCCUAUUGCUAUAGCCUCAUAGGGAUUAUAUAUAAUGUAUUUUAGACACUGAAGGACCAAAAGCAGUUCACAGUAAAUGUGAGGUUUGCAAUGUAGUAAUUGACCUUUAAGGAAGCUUGAAAGUAAUUUGAUUUGGGUGUUUUCCUCAGUUUCAACCUGUCAGGAGAUUUCUACACCCUUUGUAGAAAAGAGGUAAAGUACACAUUUGGAAUUAAUAGUUCUCAGCUCUGUACACCACACGCUAUCUAUAGAAAUAAUCUGGCAAUUAACUUUGUAGUGUAGGCAGAAAAUGCAUCUAUAGCAUCAGAAGAAAAUGGGAUUCAAUGCAGUAAGCGAACUCUAAGAAAUGAAUUGAACUCCAUGCUAAUCCUUAAAUCUUCACAAUUUCCCAGUAUCUAAUAGAUAGGAAGCUGCUUUUUCUAUUCAUCCAGCUAGCUUAUUAUUGUUCUGCAAUAACUGGCGGUGGCUUCUGAAGAUUUCAGGCCGAGAUCUCUCCCAACCCCACCAGGAAGUGCUGGGGCUUAAACCUGGGACUUUCUGCAUGCAACGCAGAUGCUCUGCCACUGAGCUACAGUGCUUCUUGUUUUAAGUUACAGGGAGGCAGAUUCUGGUUGAGCAUUAGGAGACAUGUCUUGAUGGUAUGGGCUGGAGGUCUCUAAGCAGAAGCUGGGCAGCCAUCUGUGAGGGGAGCUCUAGCUCUGGAUUUCCAGUAUUGAGGUUGAGGUUGAGGUUGAAUUAGAUGGCUGAGUAUGACAGCAGUAUAUUCUGUGGCCCUUACAAGGAGAACUGGGCCCUGCCCUGGUUUGGGAGGCUGUAUGGCAUAGGCACCAACUCCUUAGGGCUGAAGACACCUCAGCCCCCUAGAUAUUGUUUAGUAGGGGGCUCAGCAUCCACCCCACAAGAUUGAGAGGGUGGAGGAGGCUGAGCACUGAGCAGAGCAGAGCACAGCACUGGGAUAGGCCCAGUUUCUCCAGCUUCUGGCAUGGGGCAUGGAGUGGAGCUGCUCCUUCUUCCCCAUGAGACAAGGCGAGCCAGGGCACUGCCAGCCCUCCUGACUGCACCGCCACUGCCUCCUCCUCCUCCUCCUCCCACCACCAUGGACAUGGGAGUCUUGGCAGUAGCAGCUGCAGUGACCUGGGCGAGUCUGGAAGCAGGCAGCCCUACCAUGGCUGGGGAGCCCUGCUGCAGUGCUCUGUUUCUGCUGCUGACUCAGACUGUGGCUGCUGUGGUGGACACAGUGGCAGCACCCACCCUGGCCGUGCCAGCCUGAGUCAUGCCACAGCCUGGCCCGCAGGAAACUCGCCUAGUCCCUGUGUGUGAUCACAGGUGUGAUGUGUUGCUAAGGCCCCCACCCACCCACCCAGUGUUGGGCCCAAGCUGGCACCUCUGGCGUGUGGCCCAUCACCCGUAAGCUCCCACUUCCUUCAAAGUCUGGCCCUGACCCUGAAGAUUUUUGUUCAGUGUCUGUCCUUCUGAACAUAUCUUGGUACAUGUUGUGAGCUGGAAACUGUAUCAUGGCAUUCAGAGAAGUGUAGACACACACACACACACACACACACACAUUCUGCCCCACACAUUAGUCUAAGCCCAUUCAUAUCAAAAUUCAUAGAAAUUGAAUUCCUCCAGCAUUUCUUGUUUCAACAUUAUCAUUCUUUUCUCAGCUCAAUUCAUUACCUCUUACAUUAAUGCAAUCAUUGCUAUUAUUUUUAUGCUGGAGGGCUUUUGUGCAGAAUUUGUUCUCUGCACAUAACAGUGAUCUGGGCAUCUUUCUUGCUCGCAUGACUUGCUUACUAUUUUGUCUGCCAGCAAGCUAUGUUGAAAUCUUUUUACAAUUCACAAGACAGCAGGGCACAAUUCAUACCAGAGUGCCUACUAUGGGCCAUUAACUUUUCUCUGCAUGCCAACCAUUUUUUAUGCUGGGAAUCUCUAAUGCUAUUUCCCCCCCUCCGGAAUCAUAACUGGGAACCAGAUUCUACCAUGACAAUUUGAAGAAUGUCCUAUGUUCCUGUGUUUAACUGGUAGAGUAUACUGGCUAAAGAAAGUUACCUCUGCUUCAAUGUAUAGGGAGACUCAGGCCCAGGGGCCAAAUGCCACUUUCCUAACCUCUCUGGCUGGCCUUUAGGACUAUUUCCAGGCCACUACCUCUCCCCAGCCCUCCCCCCCCCAUGCUGCUUUGCACUGUCCUUGAGAGUUUUUGCCUGGCUAAAAUGUGUCUUCAAAUUCUAGGACUUCUUCUUGCUUGUCUAGAUGGAGCAGGGGCAGGCUUUGGCAAUCUUAAGUAAUAUGGUGCCCUGUGCGAGGCCAGUAUUUGUUGCCCCCAAAUGGCUCUUUUCAAUAAUGGAUCUUCUCAAUUUUGUGCCCUCUCGGCUUGGCGCCCUGUCCGAGCAGAACCAUCCGCACCGUCCUAAAUUCAGCACUAGAUGGAGGACAGAGCAAGCUAUGGAUAAGGGUGCACAGAAUUAAGCCCAUGAUACAAAGGUACAAUUAGCUCUGAACCACUUUUGCUUCUUGCUCCACCCACUGCUAUCACAUGACUCCCAGAAGCUGGACUAGAACAGUGGUGUAGCCGGGCACAAAAUUCUGAGGGGGCGCAAGCAGGCACUCCCACGCAGGUGCCAGCUUCCAUAGGGACCCGGCAAAGGGCUCAGGCCCACGGGCAGUGGGUGCAGAUGGAGGACAGUGGGCAAGGGGUGAGUCCAGCACAACCUGGCCAGGUGCUCCUCUCUGCGGGCAACAAGGGGAUUCUCCCACCAAGGGCUCCCCCCUGCACGGACAAGCAGGUAACACAAUGUGGCCCUGCUUGGCUCCAGGGUGGGUGGGGGUGUUCCAAUGGCUUUGGCACUGGCAACCCAUGCUAUGCUGCUGGACCAGAAGGGAGUGUAGCCCUCAGGCUGCAAAGAGGUUCCCAAGCCCUAGUGUAGGAGAAUGCUGGCUAUAAAUAGAAGCUGAUAGUAUACAUUUGAAGGGGGGGGCAUUUCCAUGAUGCAUUUUGGGAAAAGGAAAAGAAAAGAAAAGAAAAGAAAAGAAAAGAAAAGAAAAGAAAAGAAAAAACUUCAGCGGGGGAUAAUAAAGCAUAUGAUUUGCAUGCAGAAUCAAACCUUUCUCCUGAGGGACUGCAGAUUUUAAUGAGCAUUAAAAUUGCUCAUUACCUCAGAAAAGAUAGUGUAGAGUUGGAAAUGGUUCAGAAAAGGGCAACCCAAAUGAUCAAGAGGGUGGAGCAACUCCCCUAUGAGGAACAGUUACAGCGUUUGGGACUUUUUUUAAAAAAAAAUGACAUAGAGGCGAUAUGACAGAAGAUUAUAAAAUUAUGCAUAGCAUGAAGAAAGUGGAUAGAGAAAAGUUUUUCUCCCUCUCCCAUAACACCAGAACUCGUAGACAUCCAAUGAAGUUGGAAGAUUCAGGACUGAUUAUAAUUAUUUAAUUAUAUGUAUUUCAGCUGCAGGGAAGUAGACAAAUUCAGGGCUGGAGGAUCUACAAUUGUUUUUACUAGAACCCCAAUGCCCACCACCUAGACCCUGGUGCAAAUGAUAUAAACUUAGAAACAAAUCAUUCUGAAUUUGUAACAGAACUGAACAAAGCUCAUUGUCCUUCCCUAUAAAAAUCCCACUUCUGAUUACCACCAGUCUUCUUAUUUUCCGCAAUAUAUUCAUAUUGCAAGUCACCCACGGAUCAAGACCAGCAGAUCAAGACCUACCUUCUGCUCACCCCUGGUUUUAUUUUGUCACAGUUUCUGGGGUCCAUACCUCCUCAAAAUGGGAAUCAAUAACCCUUGGGUUACUACCAGGCUAGGGAUACACCAAUUUGUUUGCACCCCACCCCACCCCCGCAUUUUAAGUUCCAUUCUUCACAUCUCUGCACAAGCUUGUGAUUUAUUUAUUUCCCGGGAGGGGGAGAUCAACAUGAAAAUGUAUUUGUGUGAAUUUCUCCCAAAAUGCACAUUUUCCUAUGCAUUUUCUCCUAAUUUUUGCAAGCAAUUUCCACUAAUUUGUGCAUUUUACUGUAUACCUUUCCCUGUUAUAUACAUUGUUUGGUUGGCGAACUAUACCACAAAGAUUCAGAAAUGUGCAAAUUUCAAAGGAGCACAAUUUCAAUUUGUGUUUUGUUUCAGAAAUUGCAAAACAGGGUAUUUCCAAUGCAUUUCAAACUAAUUUCUUGCUCAUUGCUAUUCCCCAUCACCUGCAUUCUGAGCAUUCAUUUUGAUCUGUUUGCAGGCAGGUUAGACAACAUCAAGCCUUAUUCACAGCAUCCAGUGCAUUCUCCUGUCCUUGGGGAAAGUCUGAUCUUUUGGGAAAGCAGGUUUGUCACACAAGGCCUGCAAAUUAACUUUAAUGGCAAAACCUGAAUUUGCCAAUAUGCAAUUGAAUCCCACUCUAAAAUACUGGCCAUCUGUAAGUGCACCUGCUAUAAUAGCCCCCUCCCCUCCCCUCCCCCACUCCACACACAAACCCCAAAUUGUAAAUAUAUAGCAGGGGAGUUUUUAUUGAGCUGUACCAAGGUUUGGUCAUGCUGUGCAGUCCAUCAGACAUUAAUCCUAAGCUAAAUACUCUGCUUCUGAACUAAAAUGUUAUCGGGAAGGUGUCAGUGUGUUUGCACAGGCUAAAAUUAGAAAAGUGACACUCCUUCCUGCAUCAUUCCAUGAGGUGUGAAGGUCAAGGUUGGAUUGAUAGAGUGCCCUGGCCUUGGAGGGUAGAGGCUUGCCAAAUAAAUCCACGGAGGAACCCUGCAACCAAUGACAUUUUGUGAGUUGGAAGUAAUUUGCUAAAACAUUUAAUCCCAGGAUUGUGGUAUUCGGUCUCACAGUUCUGUUAUAGGCUUCCUAGACAAAAUUUGCUAUUCCCAGAGUGGUUUAACAGUCAAUCCCUCUUCCCAGGGAAUUCUGGGAAUUGUAGCUCGGGGGGGGGGGGGAGAGAGAGGAGUCUCCUAACAACUCUCAGCAUGUUUAACAAACUAUGGUUCCCAGGAUUCUUUGGAGGGAAGUCACGACUGCUUAAAGUGGUAUGAGACUGCUUUAAAUGUUUGCUACAGAUAGAGCCAUAGUGGUGGCUGGUGGAAAACAGGGAGGCCAGCAGUAGGUGGUGCCAGAGUCAAUGUCAGGUGGAACCAACUAAUUUUAGCUUUGUCCCUGCUGAGUUCUACAUAGAGAACCAAUGGGGCUGAUGAGAAGGAAGCUGACAGCCAGGGCCAUCCCCUGCAUUGGUUGGAAGAAAGAAAGGUCUGGGAUUGGUGGUGCAGUGCAUAGCUGCCAAGUCUCCCGUAUUCCCUGGGAAACCCCCGUUUUUCCAGCUACCCCCAGCCAAAAAAACAGAUUUUUUUGUUUUUUCCUGGUUUAUUCUGGUGCAGCGACCAUUUUGGAACUGGGCGGAGCAUGCUCAGAAGCGACUUUUGAGGCUGCUUUGCCCAGUUCCGAAAUGGCUGCAGUGCGACUUCUGGUGCGGCGGCCAUUUUGGAACAGGGCAGAGCAGCAUCAAAAGUCGCUUCUGAGCAUGCUCCACCCAGUUCCAAAAUGGCGGCAGCACUACUUCCGGUCUGCUACUUCUGGUCCAGUCCCUUAUUUCUCAGGCCGGAACUUGGCAGGUAUGGUGCAGUGUCCCAUUCACCCAAAUGCACCAGCCUCCACUGCCUUUGCUCCUUAACCUGCUGCUGCUCCACAGCCAAAGCAUCAUAUACUGCCAAGGAAACACCUUCUAUCCAACUGCUAUAUCUAAAAAGACUGUCUCUUGUGCACCCAUAAUGAUUACGGGGGGGGGGGGGACAGUGGAUUUCUCUGCUCCCUAAGUUAACAGCAUCUCUGGAAUAAUGAGUUGUCCUCCAAACUGGUGUCAGGGACUGGAGUCCUUAGAAAGCUACCAAGACACCAGUACCCUCUGGAAGGGCCAGUUUUAAUCCUUGAUCUGUCACAGCUGCCAUUGCCUGCUCACUUGCUCAGCUAAGAGCUCUCUAAGUGAACAGGUGACAUGCGAGGUGGAGGGGACAUCUCCUAAGGAGAGGCCAUCCCACCAUGGGGAUCAUGCCAAGGCCCACCACCCAAACCUGCAGUCAGCCUUCUCCUUGUUUGAGGAGACCCUGGACAAUAUGUCCUCCUUAAGGACCUCUUCUGCCCCUCUCAGUGGUGCCUGACUAGCUUACGUGGCUGCAGCGGCAGCUGUACAAGUACCAAUGGAUGGCUGUGUCUAGCCACUCUAUACAGUAAAUUUCUCACACUGCCCAGCCCAAGCCUAGACUGGACCUGACUUGGCUUGCAUUUCAGGGUCAGAAAAAUAAAUAAGGGGGUAGGGCAGGAAUUGUCAGUGAGCCCUGUGAAGGAACUGGGGCCCUUGAAAUUCCCCAAGGACAAGAGGUGCUGACACCAUCCCUGACGGUUCUUACUUUUUGAAGUGACUUUGUAGAGCAUACAGAUAGAGCAGAAGUGCUCCAUCAUCUUUGGGUUAAAAAGAUCCUGAGUAGUAUUGAAUUACUUUGCAGAGUUAGCACACAGCAUGAAGCUGACUGUGCAAUGGAUCCUUUGCUGAGAGAUGGCAGCCUUACCUUGGCUGCAGCCACACAGAGAUACACUUGCUGUGGAAUAAUGAGAAAGGCUUAGGGUUUUUUUUUUUUAAAUAGGAAAGGCAUACUUGGGUAGAAAAGGUUCCUAGCUCUUACUAACUAAGGUGGAGGUACAAAGGACUCUUGCACUCCACAGAGAUCAAUCCAAAGAUGCCCUGUCUCCAAAAGAGCUGAAACAAGAGGAAGGGGGAGGCACAAAGUGAAGAGCUGCAACCUGAGAAUGUCAGUAACAUCAAAGGAAAGGUCAUCAGGAAGAUCAGGGAGAGCCUUUAGGAAUGUGAAGGUUCCCUUCUCUAUAAUAUAACCUCAUGCAAACCCCUUAGCAAGCUGAGCUGCGACCCAACACUUCCAGUGGAUAUUGCAGAACUGCUGCCAGUUCAGUGGAUAUUGCAGAACUGCUGCCAGUCAGAGGAGAUGGUACCAGGCUUGACAUGGCAGAAGGCAGCUUCACUUGCAGGGAGCUGUAGCUAUGCUUCACUCUUGUGCUCCCAGAACAAUCCAAAGUUGCAGCCAAACCCUCACACCCUAAGAGGUAGGCUGACACCCUGAUUGCAACUCAGUAGUAGUACAUAUAAAAAGGUCCAUCCGACUCGGGUUGCGGCGCUCAUCUCGCUCUAUAGGCCGAGGGAGCCAGCGUUUGUCCGCAGACAGCUUCCGGGUCAUGUGGCCAGCAUGACAAAGCUGCUUCUGGCAAAUCAGAGCAGCGCACGGAAACACCGUUUACCUUCCCGCCGGAGCGGUCCCUAUUUAUCUACUUCCACUUUGAUGUGCUUUCGAACUACUAGGUGGGCAGGAGCUGGGACCAAGCAACGGGAGCUCACCCCAUUACAGGGAUUCGAACCGCUGACCUUCUGAUCAGCAAGCCCUAGACCAGGCAUCCCCAAACUUCGGCCCUCCAGAUGUUUUGGACUACAAUUCCCAUCAUCCCUGACCACUGGUCCUGUUAGCUAGGGAUCAUGGGAGUUGUAGGCCAAAACAUCUGGAGGGCCGGAGUUUGGGGAUGCCUGCCCUAGACUCUGUGGUUUAACCCACAGCGCCACCUGAACAGCCUUAUAGAACUUGGUGCCUUCCAGAAGUUUUGGACUACAGUUUCCAUCAGCUUCAGCCAGCAUAACCAUACUGGGUGUGGCUGGUGGGAGUUGUAGUUUGAAAGUUCUAGAGGGCACUAGGCUGCUGAAGGUCCCAGGUUCAGCCUCUGGCACCUCCAAUUAAAAGUGAAUAGUGCCAGGUGGUGGGAAAGAUUAUGCUGUUAAUCCAGAGCUCACUGGUGGCUUUGCAUCCUUAAGGCCCCAGGGUCAGUUCAGAACUAGAAAUGUCCAGUACCUGAAAUCCUGGAGAGCCUCUGCCAGUCAGUGUAGAGUAGCCAGUACUGACCUAGAUGGACAAAUGGUCUGAUUCAGUAUAAAGCAGCUUCCUAGGUUCCUGUAGGUGAAACAAACAAAUACUCACCUGGCAUGAGGCAGACUUCUGUGUUCCUAACUACUGGACAAAGGUGAAAUGUUUUCUCUUUUCAGAAUACAGUGGUACCUUGGGUUAAGUACUUAGUUGGUUCUGGAAGUCCGUACUUAACUUGAAGCGUACUUAACCUGAAGCGAACUUUCCCAUUGAAAGUAAUGGAAAGUGGAUUAAUCCGUUCCAGACGAUGAAAAACACCCCAUAAAACAGCAAUUUAACAUGAAUUUUACUGUCUAACGAGACCAUUGAUCCAUAAAAUGAAGGCAAUAAUCAAUGUACUGUACUAUAAAAUAAAUAAGGCAGUAUUGUAGAUGAAAAAAAAUAACAUUUCCAGUGGUACCUUGGGUUAAGUACUUAAUUGGUUACGGGGUGCCAUUUGCAUCCCAAAAAGUACUUAACCCGAGCGGUGAUAGUGCACGUGCGCUAAGCGACGAUAGAGCACUUCUGCGCGAAGCGCACAGAACACUUUGCGCAUGCACGCGUGGCGGAACCUGGAAGUAAACACUUCCGGGUCCGCGGAGUACUUAACCUGAAAGUACUCAACCUGAAGCUUACUUAACCCGAGCUAUGAGUGUAAUAAUAAUCUCACAGCUGUCGGCAAUCAAAGAGGCUCCCUGCUCAUUAAGAUGUUCAUUAAAUUGAUGGACAUCUGGAUCAGUGAUUACAAAAGCUAUUUCAAGAACCGUGUUUAGAGAAGGGGGAGAGUCCUUACAGUGACUGUCAAAUUCAGAGAAUCAGCUGGAUGACAAACAGCUCUGUAGACAAAAAGAUCCAUCUUACCCAAGUUUAUUUGUUAAAAUAUUAGGAGCCACACUGUGGGGUAGGUAGGUGGGUGUGUUUAAGCCAAACUGGAGGAAGGGAGAAAAGAGAGAGAGAUUCUAAGGAAAUUGCUUCCCAAAAUGUGCAUAUUAGGCAAAUUUGUGUUCAAAAAUAUAUUUAUUAGAUUUAUAUCCUACCUUUCCUCCAAAUAGCUCAGGGUGGCAGCAUACCUAUUUUUCCAUCCCCAUUUGAUCCUCACAACAGCCCUAUGAGGCAGGUUAGACUAAGAAGCAGUGACUGGCUCAAAGUCACCCCAUGAGCUUCAUGACUAAGUAGGACUUUGAACCAUGGUCUCCCAUGUCCUAGCCGAGCCCUAAAACUUCUGCACCACACAUACAUUAGGAGUAAUAUGCCCCGCAAUGCCGAUGAAUUUUCAUGCAGACUUUUAAAAGAAAUUUUUGCAAACUGAAGUGAAGGUCAGAAAUGUGAGACACAGAAAGGGACAGAUUUGGCCAUCUCCAGUUGUAGUGGUUAGAAUUGUGGUGUUUAUAUGCUCGGAAGCUGCCCCAGGUCGUUCUGACCCUUAAAAAUAUAUAGUCCUCUUUUUCUUUCCUAGAAAAGACUGUGCAAUAUUCUUUGUUUAGAGUUUAAACAUAACACAUUACUAAUAUGAGACUGGCAGACUUAGGAGACUUUACAGACGUAUUCUGAGGCACAUAGCAGCAUAAAACAAACUCCUGCUGCUCUCACAGUUAAACUCACUCUCUAACACUCUAGAGUUGAUAAGAGACCUUACUGGAAAACUGCUUACUGUGGUGACACCAUAGGAUUCUGUACUACACUAACUCUUUCCAUACAUAGCAUUUUGGAUGCAGCACUCCCACAAGAAUGUCAGACUAGAACUGUGGCGACCCUGGUUCAAAUCCCUACCUGGCCACACAGCUCAGUGGAUGUCCUUUGGCUAGUCACUUUCUCUCAGCCUCAAAUACAUUGUGGGCUUUUUAAGGAGGGGGAGACUGUAAUGUUUGCUGUUCUGAACUCCUUGCAGGAAGAGCAUGAUAAAUAUGGUGACACUCCAAGAGCAGGUUCUGUUUUCCCACCCCCAGCCCUUGAAACUCCUCCAUCACGUCUGGGAGCAGCAAGCUAGCUUAAAGGGUGAAGAAGACGAAGGCCAUGUGGCACACACAGUUGUAUUCUUCAAGUGGAACAGCAAAGUGACUCAUCAGGAAAGGCUGGGGGGCUCCCACCACUUCUCCCCAACAUCUUUCACCUGAGACAGUUGCCUAAUGGUAGGAACUAUCCUGAAUUCUGCCACUGCCAUCAAAAUUGUCCCAAAGGCAUCUCAUUUUAUUGGCCUGUAUAUGGGACUAAAAGGGUGUGUGCGUGUUUUUGCUUAACAUUAAUGAAAAUGGACUUCUCAUAUGUAAGGAAACACCUAAAAUGCCAGCAUUAAGGCUAUAAAUUUUCAUAGACCCUUAAUACUCUUUUAGCCAUCUCAUGUGCGUACACUAAUAUUUGAACAACUUUUUAAAAUAUGGGAUCGCAUACCUUUCCUCCAAGAAGCUAUGUAAAGAAUCUUCUUUUUUAAGUUUUGUACUGCGGCCAAAAUAGAAUAUAAUUCAUUCCAUUUUCUGGGCAACGUUUUAAUAGGAACGGACAAGAGGUUUGCAGAGCUGUGAGACUGAGCUUCCAUUUCUGAUUUCUGAUAACCUUCUCUGACUCAAUAAAUGGUUUCAGCACAUAAAUGCAGGCAGGGCACUGACCUUUUCACACUCCUCAGUGUGAUCAAAUUCAUUUAUUUGAAUCUAGUCAUCGGACCAUUACAAAGUUUAAACAGUAUGAAUAGGAGGCAAGGCAACUUUUCAGCCUUUUGGCCAAGAUCAAUACCUCAAUUUUGUGACCUGGGGUUCUGCAGAAUAGACUACAUUCCAAGUCAAAUUGAUUUAGUGGGGUCUCACUAAUAGAGUUUUUCUCUUUCUGUUUCUGUAUACUAUAGAAUCAUUAGCAGGAGUUCCAAGGGCGUUUCCACACAAGGUUUUUUUGGGGGGGGCAGUUCUACUUUGUCCUCACACAAUAGCUCUAUUCAAGCAUUCAUUUCUAAAUACAUGGGACUAGGCAUGAGUGGGACUGUCCCCAAUUCCUUGAUGCUAUCACACACACUAGCAAUGUCCCCCAACACACAAUUAAUCAACCAACUUCUGUGUGAGCUAAGGUUUCUACCAGUCCCUAUAGAGCAGGAGUGGGAAACUGGUGGCCCUUCAGAGGCUCUUGGACUAUGCUUUCUGGGAGUUGUAGGGCCGCAGGUUUCCCACCUCUGGCAAGAGGACAUAUUAGCAGCUCCCUGGAGAACUGAGCUGAUUGUGCUUCGGAUGGGGAAUGUUGCUGGUGUGCAUCUUAAGUUGUUUAAAAUUGUUUUUAAUAUUGUGUUUUAAUGUUGUAACCCACCCUGGGACCUUAGGAUGAAGGCCAGGAAACAAAUACAUCAUCAUCAUCAUCAUCAUCAUUAAAGGGCUUGUUUCCACUCAUUCCUUGUUGUAUCUGGAAGUGAAUGUGACUAUUGCUUCUAAGUCAUGGAAGCUAGACAGUGCCUAUGUGCAAAGUGACCCCAUUUCCCAUCUGUCAACAUAGUAGACAAAGUGAAUCCUGGCAACAUACAUGUCUGGGCUGAUGCUAUAAGAAUGACUUCGGUUUAAAUGUUCUCUCUGUCCUGCUCUCCUCUUGUUCCCAUUCCACAAGUCCCAGCAAAGUGCAAUCUGUGUCUCUUUGUGAAAAAGACUGAUAGCCAAAAUCAACCAUGUUUCCCCAUCUUUCUUUGCAGGGCAAGUGUUGAGCCUGUUGAGGCACAUGAAAACUAGUGUGGUGUCUUUCCAUGUGUUGUCCCAUUGCAGAAAACGUGUUCUGUUUUCUUGGAUUGAGAACCAAGGCACACAUUCUGAAUUCACAGCACAACAUUUU